Talpa occidentalis (Iberian mole) is the source of this 1362-nucleotide messenger RNA. RefSeq names its product protein FAM246C. The transcript has 2 exons. Bases 1 to 714 code for a protein of 237 amino acids. NCBI's taxonomy places the organism in Eukaryota, Metazoa, Chordata, Mammalia, Eulipotyphla, Talpidae. The record is from RefSeq and is a predicted model, not a curated record.
AUGGCGGCGGCUCCCGGGCGCUCGUGGGUCCAGGCGCGCAGCGCGUACGGUGCCAGCGAGGCUCUGCGGCGCGCGGGGGCGCGGGGGCGGGACCACGGGCCGCAGCCCAACGGGCCGGUCUCUGAAGAAGUCCGUGCCCCGGGCCGCCUGGCUCGCCUGCGGGGGCAGCUCCGGGCCGAGGCGGCGGCGCGCGCGGACGGGCCCCGGCUGCUGCGGCUGGUGGAGCGCGCGGCGGCCGGGGCCGGGGCCGGCGAGGCGGGGCCGGGAGAGCGGGCCGCCGCGCGCAGCAGCGGGUCCGUGUGCUCGGUGUGCGGGGAGCCGCGCGGCGGGGCCACCUACCCCGCGGGCGUCUUGGAGGUGAGCGAGCGGCGGCUGCAGGAGGGCCUGGCGGCUGUGCGCGCCGAGCUGGGCGCGGGGCUCGAGGCGCUGCGCGCGGAGCUCCGGGCUGAGCUGGAAGCCCUGCGCGCUCUGCUGCCGGCCCCGCCCCCGCCGCUGCCCGCCCGCCGCGAGCCCCGCGCCCCUCUCCGCGCCGCGCCCCGCGGCCAGGCCCUGCUGCGGGCGCUCGGCACCGUGAACGCCCUGACCGCGGUGUCCGGGCCUCCCGACGACGCCCCGAACGGCCCAGCAGACGGAAGCGCGAACCGGGCCCCGGGCCGGAAGAACUUCAAGAAGACGCCGGUGCCGUCCGGGGCCCUGCAGGGCGGCGGGGAUUGAAGGAGACGGAGCCGGGCUGCUCAGAGGCCAGAUUCUGGAGGCGCCGCGGCUGGGCGAGUGGACAGACCCUCCCCUCUCGUGGAGCGGCUUGGAGCGAAUCUCGACACCGCCAAGUCUUGGGGAGAAGGCAGGGCCUACAUGCACUGGAGUAGAGGGUGAGCCCUACGCACCAAGCAACAGACACCAGGAAACCGAGCUGCUGGGACAUUGUCAUCUGGACACAGCAUCACUCAGGACGGCAGCCAGACCCCGGCCAGCUUCACCCCACAGUGACCCGCUCACUGGAGAGGACUGCGUGACAGCACAUCUCUUCAGUGUUCCUUGGGCUCUUAAGUUUUGCUUUGAAUAGUGACACCAAAGGACACUUACACCUUAACUUAGCCUCACCACAGGCAGUCACCUGGACAUGAGUGUCUCCACAAAGUGUCUCCCUACCCUCAGAUGCCAUAGUCUCACUUCCCGGAGUGUUACCUAGACAGCCCCUUCACCAGCUGACCCUCUCACCAAGACACACCCAACCAGUGCAGCAUGUAGCAAAGCCUGGAACCAGCAGCUUCUCUCUGCCUGGCCUUGGGGAAAGUACCUGUAUCAUCAUUUAAUCACACACCUUUCCUUGGGUCAGCUUAUUUUUAAAUAAAAUGUACAAAC